This is a messenger RNA of Seriola aureovittata, 669 nucleotides long. RefSeq names its product CD48 antigen-like. Bases 1 to 669 code for a protein of 222 amino acids. NCBI's taxonomy places the organism in Eukaryota, Metazoa, Chordata, Actinopteri, Carangiformes, Carangidae. The record is from RefSeq and is a predicted model, not a curated record. The transcript has 3 exons.
AUGGAAUGCAAUUUAUCUGAACCCACUGGAGAUCAGCAGUGUCUUGGAGCACUUGGGGAGCCUUUGAUUUUUUACCUACCCAGUGGUACAAAUAAACAGACAACUCUGAAAAAGAAUACCCAAAGCAUUUUAAGGAUAACCAUUAAUACAGGAGUUAUCAACAGCAAAUACAAUGACCACUCAGCAUUUUUCACAAAUGGAACCUUUAAGCUUGAAAAAGUGACAAUGAACGACUCUGGAGAUUAUGUGUUGGAAACUCAUGGAUUCACUGAUGGUCUAUUAUUGCACAAAAUCAACAUCCAUAUUGAAAUACAAGAUUAUUGUCUUUCAGCUCCGGUGUCUGAGCCAGCUUUGUCUCAGAUGUGUUUGUCAUCAGAACAGAUGAAGGUCAGCUGCUCCUCUGAGGGAGAUGGAGUGGAGUUCAUUUGGACUUUGGACGGCAACUUAUUGAUACAGACCAGAGCUGAGAGUACACUUAAACAUCACGCACCCAGUGUACCAAAUGUUACCAUCAGCUUACACGGCCAACUGACAGGAAUCUUGACAUGUAAUGUUCGAAACAAUGUCAGCACGAAGGAAACAUUUAUCCACCUUACAAGCUGCAAAGAUUCGAUUGCUCACUGUGUCGUUUUAGUGAUGCAGACCACAAGGCAAACCAGACCGAACUAG